ACACAUGCACCUCGUGCUUCARUAUCCAAGAUGGCAGCAGUAUCACCUUUAUGGAAGUGGAUCGCGUUGUUUUUCAUUCUWCUCAGCCUUGGUUUACUCAUUGCACUUAUCGUUGUUGCAACUAAAGACGCCGGUAAUGGAGAAGGUAAGAAAACCUCACAACUUCAAAAAYGUGGUGGAGAUAGUUCGCAACCAAGCGUUACAAAUAAGAUAUCAACAACGCCGGGUCUCUUCGAUGAUUUAACACCAGAUGAGAUGAACAAGGUCUACAAUUACAUGGUCAAAGCGUUCAAAUUAAAAUCCAGAGUUAMAUUGCUCACAGACAGUAUGAUUACUCUUAUCAAGUUCUACCCGCCGUCUAAAGAUGCAGCCUUGGCUUAUUUGGAUGAAGGCAAAGAAAAGCCAGWGAGACAGGCUAUUGUUGUGAUAUUCAAAGGAGCGGCUCAGCCUCCGAUAGUCGAGGAAUACCUUGUUGGCCCAGUAUCUACACCGAAUAAGCACGAGCUGUUGAAAGUAGAUGGUCGGUCGUACCCUAUCAACUUCGACGCGAGGCCGGCGCAUUCUCCGCGUGAAGAUACAUUUCUCUAUUAUGUCAUUAUCAAACCAAUGGCUACAAAACUCUAUCGACUUAUGUACGAGAGUUAUGAUGGAUAUACUAUGGCUGAUAAUUGCACUGAUAAGUGUUUGACUUACAUUGUCUCGUCACCCCAAGGUCUAACUAGCAACACGAGAGAAAAUUGGUACACUUUUGCUCGUCGCCAGCUAGCUUUUUAUUCUCACCCAGUUAACUUAGAAUUUUAUGUGAAUCAUGCGGGGAACAACYAUUUGCAGUGGCGCAUAGAAAAGCUACUCUACAAUCGACAGCUUUUUAACUCUACUGAAGAAUUAAUGGAUGCCUAUGACAAGGGAAGGCUCGUCAAGACAUUUAUUCCAGCUCCUAAAGGGAACGAUAAACGUUUCUCCACUUACGAAAAACGAGGAAAGGAACAGCCUUCCAAACCCAGUCGAGGUCCUGAACAGUACGAGCCCGAUGGAAAACGCUACUCUGUGAAAGGUAGACAUAUCGAGUACAUGAACUGGGCUUUUGACUUCCGGGUUGAUUCCAUAAGUGGACCGCAAAUAUAUGAUGUAAGAUUUGGAGGAGAGAGGAUUGUGUACGAGAUCAGUCUACAGGAGGCUAUAGCGACUUAUGGCGGAUAUUAUCCCACACAGAUGAGUAAUAAUAUUCUUGAUGGUGCUUAUACCAUGGGAGAAAAAUCAUUUUCUCUUGUAAGAGGCACGGAUUGUCCAGGAACUGCAACGUUUUUUAAUCUGGUGCACAUGGUGUACACUGAUACUCCAUUCGUCAUCAAAAAUGCUGUCUGUGUAUUUGAAUGGAACACUGGAUCACCAUUAAGACGACAUUACGAUAACGACUUUCAAGGAGGAUAUACUUUCUAUGGUGGAAUGGUCAACCAGGCACUCGUUAUGCGAACCAUAGCUACAAUUGCUAACUACGACUACAUACACGACUUCAUCUUCUACCAGAACGGCGCGGUAGAAGUGAAAGUGUCAGCAUCUGGUUACGCCAUGGGUACUUUCUACGAUGAGAAUGUAAAACCGUACGGUUAUCCCAUCCACCAUAACUUAACAAGCACUACACACGAUCACUUACUCAACUACAAAGUUGACUUAGAUGUUGGYGGAAGACAAAAUUCCUAYGAGACUAUCGAAGUCACAACAGAGAACGUAACUGACAAAUGGCUACCGGAGAAAAACAGAUACUUUGUCAGGAAAGUCUUGAAACGUACCACCAAAAAKACMGAGCAAGAGGCAGCAUACRAAUUCAACUUUGACCGUCCAAAGUACUUGAACUUCUACAAUGAAAAAAAGAAAAACAAAAUGGGUGUGUCAAAAGGAUACAGAAUCCAGCUGAAUGGUAUCAUGAAGCAGUUGUAUCCAGAAGACUGGAUAAUGGUACCGAUGAUAAGUUGGUCUCUGUAUCAGUUGGCUGUCACCAGGUACAAGGACACCGAGAGGGAAAGCUCCUCGUGGUACAACCAAAACUCACCAAGUGAACCUCAUCUUGACUUUAGAAAAUUUCUAGCAGACAACGAAUCUAUUGUCAAUGAAGAUCUUGUUGCUUGGGUAACCACUGGAAUGAUGCACAUCCCUCAUUCGGAGGAUAUUCCCAACACAGCCACGGUUGGAAGUACAGCAGGGUUUUAUCUUCGUCCUUUUAACUACUUUGAUGAGGAUCCAUCGAUGGGUUCGAGUAACGCCAUCUUGAUAACACCCACUGACAAGAACUACAGUCCUUCAUUCCAACGUUUUGGUACCCCGACUGGUCCUGUCUGUGUUCCUAAGGAAUAUCCUGUUACUUUCGAUGGUCGGAACAGAAGCUAAUGACAUGUGYAAAGACACUCGUUGUCCAUUCCGAAUCCAYUGAAAUAACAGCGAUGCAAUACAUAACAAAAUAAUAUGCAACACUUUCAUUCUCCAGAUACCUUUUCGUGGACCAUGGUGCAUUGCACGGUCGAACUAAAUAUUUUCCGGUAUCAGCAGUAAACAUAGAAAAGCCAAGACACUAACUUUCCUCAUCCCCAUCGCCUACCCAUGAGAAAGUAUAUUAAUGAAAUACAAGUUGAACAGUCUACGCCGCAAUCGUCGUGCACGUAGAAAUUGUAUAAGACUUAACUGAUUCCUCUAUAAUACGAUAGUCCACAAGAAUUCUUUCCUUAUAAAACGCUGUAUAAGAUGUUGAUGUAUACCUAGGCGUACGUAAUGGUUUCCGCAACUCCUGUAAACGUCCGCGACAUUCUAUUCCACUGAUAUUUUCGAUAUUAACCCCAAUCUCGGUAAGUUCUGGGCUUGAUAGUAAAAAAUGAAAUGAAAAGUUUAUGGUUUGUUCAGCAGUGGACACAAGGGGAUACUCACCGGAGAAUCGGGGAUAAACAAGAAUUAUUGAGUUUUAGCAAUUUCACUAAACUAUUYUUCAUUGUAUUCCUGCAGCACCGCAGUUUUUAUUUUUGUAGCUAAAAUUAUAAACUACAGGUCUACCUAUUCUACAACCUACAACCUACUAUCUACUAUCCUCCAUUAUAUCGUCCACUAUCCUCGUCUAAUCGGCACCAGUGUCAGUGAACUUCUUGAAAGAAACAAAACCGGUUUACUAAUUUUAAAACGUUACUUUUUUAAUACCCAGGAGCUAUUUACUAUUGCUUUGAAUAAAUAUUAGUUUCMGUUUAAUGA
Molecule: messenger RNA, 3231 nt
Organism: Exaiptasia diaphana
Lineage: Eukaryota; Metazoa; Cnidaria; Anthozoa; Actiniaria; Aiptasiidae
Product: amiloride-sensitive amine oxidase [copper-containing]
Exons: 4
Coding region: 31-2385 (784 amino acids)
Biological process (GO): amine metabolic process
Cellular component (GO): plasma membrane
Molecular function (GO): quinone binding; copper ion binding; primary methylamine oxidase activity
Source: RefSeq, a predicted model, not a curated record